CUCCGCCUCCGCCUCCGCCUUCAGGGAGGCCCGAGCGGCUGCGGGGCGGAUCGGCAGCCGCCGGGCGGGCGGCGAUCCAGGGAGGUGCGGGGCCCGUGCGGGGGCCCGGCGGCGCGGCCGGCAUGGAGGCGCUGCUGCUGGGCGCGGGGCUGCUGCUGGGCGCCUACGUGCUUGUCUAUUACAACCUGGUGAAGGCCCCGCCCUGCGGCGGCAUAGCCAGCCUGCGCGGCCGCACGGCCGUGGUCACCGGCGCCAACAGCGGCAUCGGGAAGAUGACGGCGCUGGAGCUGGCGCGCCGGGGAGCGCGCGUGGUGCUGGCCUGUCGGAGCCGGGAGCGCGGUGAGGCGGCCGCCUUCGACCUCCGCCAGGAGAGUGGGAACAAUGAGGUCAUCUUCAUGGCCUUGGACUUGGCCAGCCUGGCCUCCGUUCGGGCCUUUGCUACUGCCUUCCUGAGCUCUGAGCCACGGCUGGACAUCCUCAUCCACAAUGCCGGGAUCAGUUCCUGUGGCCGGACCCACAAGCCGUUUAACCUGCUGCUGCGAGUGAACCACAUUGGCCCCUUCCUGCUGACACACUUGCUGCUGCCCCGGCUGAAGACCUGCGCCCCUAGCCGCGUGGUGGUGGUAUCCUCAGCCGCCCACCGGCGAGGGCGCCUCGACUUCACACGCCUGGAUCGGCCGGUGGUGGGCUGGCGGCAGGAGCUACGGGCAUAUGCCGACAGUAAGCUGGCCAACGUGUUGUUUGCCAGGGAGCUCGCCACUCAGCUUGAGGGUACUGGUGUCACCUGCUAUGCAGCCCACCCAGGGCCUGUGAACUCGGAGCUAUUCCUGCGCCACGUUCCUGGAUGGCUGUGCCCACUUUUGCGCCCACUAGCUUGGCUUGUGCUGCGGGCCCCAAGAGGGGGUGCCCAGACACCCCUGUACUGCGCUUUACAGGAGGGCAUUGAGCCCUUCAGUGGGAGAUAUUUUGCCAACUGCCACGUGGAGGAGGUGCCCCCAGCUGCCCGAGAUGACCGUGCAGCCCACCGGCUGUGGGAGGCCAGCAAAAGGCUGGCAGGGCUUGGGCCCAGUGAGGAGGCCGAACCUGAUGAAGAUCCCCAGCCUGAGGACCCAGGGGCCCCAUCUUCCCCGAGCAGCCCCCACCCUGAGGAGCUCACAGUUUCUGAACCCCACCCCAGCCCUCAGAGUUCACCAGACUUGUCUGAAGUCACACGCCGAAUUCACGUUAAAACUGAACCUGAGCCCUAAAUCUCUUAAUCCAGGCUGGGAUACUUUCCAUGGCACUCGGUGGCCCUUGAAAACCUUAACUGCAUGCCAGGCCAUGCCCUGGGCACUGAGGGGUUUGCAAUUUUUACCUCCAUGGUCCCUUUCUGGGGCUUCAAAUUGUGUUCUGAACAGCCCUUUUUCUGGUGGAAGGAAAUCGUGGGUAAUGAUUUCUUCCUGAGAAUAACAAUAAUCCCAGAUUGAGAGGUGAGGGAUAAUGUGCCAGA
Messenger RNA from Zalophus californianus (California sea lion), 1489 nucleotides. It is a transcript of the gene DHRS13, whose product is annotated as dehydrogenase/reductase 13. The record is from RefSeq and is a predicted model, not a curated record. NCBI's taxonomy places the organism in Eukaryota, Metazoa, Chordata, Mammalia, Carnivora, Otariidae. Bases 123 to 1247 code for a protein of 374 amino acids. The transcript is spliced from 5 exons.